UUGAUUUCAGCUCAACACCAUUUUUAUUUGUCGUUCGAGAAUAGUGUAUGUGAUGCGUAUGCAACCGAAAAAUUAUUCUGGCCAAUGCAACAGUUAAUCGUGCCGAUCGUCUUGAAAAGGUCAAUCGCAAUGACAUUCAUUCCACAUGGAUCCUUCAUCGCAGUGGACGAUUUUGAAUCACCAAAACAUCUCGCCGAUUACCUGAAACGUUUACUCGCCAACAAAGAUGAAUAUUUGAAGUUGGUGAUUCCACAUUCCUUCAGCCGAAUCCUCUCCGAGAAAUACCCUCUCCCUUCACUCGUUCACCUUUAA
Molecule: messenger RNA, 312 nt
Organism: Anisakis simplex (herring worm)
Lineage: Eukaryota; Metazoa; Nematoda; Chromadorea; Rhabditida; Anisakidae
Source: the annotation of a GenBank genome assembly